AUGCCGACCGCCCACAUCAACAGGUUCGCCGGAACAAACUUCCAUACGUGGAAGUUUGAGAUGCAGAUGGUGCUGGAGGAGGGAGACCUGUGGGAUGUCGUGAGUGGGGAGGUGAAGCUUGAGCACUGCGUGUCGACAUUGGGCCAAUAA
Messenger RNA from Peronospora matthiolae, 150 nucleotides. The record is from the annotation of a GenBank genome assembly. NCBI's taxonomy places the organism in Eukaryota, Oomycota, Peronosporomycetes, Peronosporales, Peronosporaceae.